AUGUUGAACGUGUUCCGCGUCGCAGCGGACUUCUCCCAUUUGGGAUCCAUCUUCAUUCUGCUUCACAAGAUGAUCGACCUGAGUAGCUGCUCGGGCAUCUCUUUCAAGUCACAAGCCCUCUAUCUCCUGGUCUACGUCACAAGAUAUCUUGACCUAUUCCAGACCAACAGCCUCUACAACCUCCUCUUCAAGAUCGCCUUCAUCGGCGCGCAGGGCUAUAUCAUCUAUCUCAUGACGACAGCGUAUAAGCCCACCAACGACCCGAACGUGGACACCUUCCGAGUCCAAUACCUCCUGGGAGGUGCGGCGGUCCUCGCCAUCCUGCUGCCGUACAAGUACACCGUGUCGGAGAUCCUGUGGGCCUUCUCCAUCUGGCUCGAGUCCGUGGCCAUCAUGCCACAGCUCUUCAUGCUGCAGCGCACUGGGGAGGCCGAGACCAUCACUACCCACUACCUGUUCGCGCUGGGCCUCUACCGCGCCCUGUACAUCCCCAACUGGAUAUACCGGUACUUUGCCGAGGAGGGCCACAAGGUGGACUGGAUCGCAGUUGUUGCCGGCCUUGUCCAGACUGUCAUGUACAGCGACUUCUUCUGGGUCUACUACAACAAGGUACUGAAGGGCAAGAAGUUCAAGCUGCCCGUGUAG
This is a messenger RNA of Diaporthe citri, 645 nucleotides long. RefSeq lists its product as uncharacterized. Gene Ontology annotation, molecular function: ER lumen protein retrieval receptor activity. The transcript is spliced from 4 exons. Gene Ontology annotation, cellular component: cis-Golgi network; membrane; endoplasmic reticulum. Gene Ontology annotation, biological process: protein retention in ER lumen; endoplasmic reticulum to Golgi vesicle-mediated transport. The record is from RefSeq and is a predicted model, not a curated record. Bases 1 to 645 code for a protein of 214 amino acids. NCBI's taxonomy places the organism in Eukaryota, Fungi, Ascomycota, Sordariomycetes, Diaporthales, Diaporthaceae.